CUCCGGCAGCUUUAGGCCACCCUGUCCCCGUAAGCUAAUCGCCAUGUCUGAGGCACCCCGGGCUGAGACCUUUGUCUUCAUGGACCUGGAAGCCACCGGGCUCCCGGAUGUGGAUCCUGAGAUUGCUGAGAUAUCCCUGUUUGCCGUCCACCGCUCUUCCCUGGAGAACCCAGAGCUCGACGAGGUGGGCGCCCCUGUGCUGCCCCGGGUCCUGGACAAGCUCACCCUAUGCAUGAGCCCGGCGCGCCCCUUCACCGCCAAGGCCAGCGAGAUCACGGGCCUGAGCAGCGAGGGCCUGGCGCAGUGCCGGAAGGCCGGCUUCGAUGGCGCAGUGGUGCGGACGCUGCAGGCUUUCCUGAGCCGCCAGGAGGGCCCCCUCUGCCUUGUGGCCCACAACGGCUUCGAUUACGACUUCCCCCUGCUUUGCACAGAGCUGCAGCGCCUGGGCGCCCACCUGCCCCCGGACACUGUCUGCCUGGACACGCUGCCCGCGCUUCGGGGCCUGGACCGCGCUCACAGCCAUGGCACCCGGGCCCAGGGCCGCAAGGGCUAUAGUCUGGGCAGCCUCUUCCGCCGCUACUUCCAGGCUGAGCCGAGCGCUGCCCACUCGGCCGAGGGCGACGUGCACACGCUGCUCAUGGUCUUCCUGCACCGCGCGGCUGAGCUGCUCGCCUGGGCCGACGAGCAGGCCCGCAGCUGGGCCCACAUCGAGCCCAUGUACGCCCCACCUGAGGUCCCAAGCCCCGAGGCCUGA
Molecule: messenger RNA, 754 nt
Organism: Trichechus manatus latirostris (Florida manatee)
Lineage: Eukaryota; Metazoa; Chordata; Mammalia; Sirenia; Trichechidae
Gene: TREX2
Product: three prime repair exonuclease 2
Exons: 1
Coding region: 44-754 (236 amino acids)
Biological process (GO): DNA catabolic process
Cellular component (GO): cytoplasm
Molecular function (GO): 3'-5'-DNA exonuclease activity; nucleic acid binding
Source: RefSeq, a predicted model, not a curated record